AAACAGCCUCCUCCUGUAGAAAUCAUUCUUGGCUGGAAGCGAAUGACUUCUUUCCCUUCGGAGCGGAAGGAGCCGACAGUUUCCUGUGACAGGACGGCUCGCACACACAAAUAGGAAACCAGGGGCCCCUCCGUCAGCGACGCAUACCUGUCCGGGGGACGGCUUGCGAGCGCUUUGCCGCGUGAAGAGGGGAUAAAGGAAAGCGGCUCCGCAGGCAGGGCUCGACCUUUCCGUGCAGACCGACAGGGUACAGAGCUACUCCGGUGGUACCCGGUCUCCCGUCAGAAGGAAGAUGGAGCGGCUGUGCGGAGCAAAGCUCCCGUUCUGGGUAGCCAAUGAGACGUUCCACACAGACCGGCCCGACCUCUCAGAGUGUUUCCAGCUCUCUGUUCUGGCAUGGCUGCCGUGCAUCUUCCUGUGGGCAGCCUUUCCGGUCUACGUCUACUAUCUAAAGAAGAGCAGCCGAGGGUACAUCAUGAUGUCCAUAUUGAACAGGUUCAAAACAGUGUUUGGCUUGUUCCUUUGGAUCGUGUGUUGGUCAGACCUCUUCUACACAUUCCACGAGCUGCGGAUAGGUCACACCCACCCCCCCAUCUAUUUCAUCACCCCGCUGGUGCUCGGCAUGACCAUGCUGUUGGCCACCUUUCUGAUCCAGUAUGAGAGGUUACAGGGGGUUCAGUCCUCAGGGGUCCUCUUCAUCUUCUGGUUCCUAUCUGUGCUGUGCGCCAUCGUGCCUUUCCGCUCCAAGAUCCUGAAGGCCUCCGGCCAGGACGACAUUCCAGACAAGCUGCGUUUUACUACCUUCUACUUAUACUUUGGCCUGAUUCUCUGCGAGCUCAUCCUCUGCUGCUUCAAUGAGAAACCUCCUCUCUUCUCCAAUGUUGUCACUGAUCCUAAUCCGUGCCCUGAAACUACAGCGGGCUUUUUGUCCACCGUUACCUUCUGGUGGUUCACAAGGUUGGCCAUCAAAGGGUACAAAAUGCCCCUUGAAGCCAAAGACCUAUGGUCUCUAAACCAGCGCGACAGCUCUGAGAAGAUGGUGCCUAAACUUCUGAAGGAGUGGGAGAAGGAGCAAGACAAGGCCAGGAGCAGCGAACAGAAUAUGACCAGCCAGGCAGUAUAUGCUAAGCCCCAACCAUCGACCACCAACCACGUCUCAGGAGGAACUGGGGGAAAUGAAAGCAGCCCAGAGGAAGUGGAGGUGCUGCUGUCCAAAGCAGCUCCCCAUCCGCCAUCCUUCCUCCGUGCCCUCAUCAAAGCUUUUGGUCCCUACUUCCUGAUUGGCUCAGUCUUUAAGCUCCUGCAGGAUGUCAUCACCUUCGUCAACCCUCAGCUGCUCAGAAUGUUGAUCUCCUUCACCAAACAGAAGGAUGUUCCUGAUUGGUGGGGUUACACGCUGGCCUUCCUCAUGUUCGUCACAGCUCUGCUGCAAACCCUCAUCCUCCACCACCACUUUCAGUACUGUUUCGUCACUGGCAUGAACGUCCGGACAGCUCUCAUAGGAGCCAUCUACAGAAAGGCCCUGGUGAUAACUAAUGCUGCCAAGCGUUCAUCUACAGUGGGAGAAAUAGUAAAUUUGAUGUCUGUUGAUGCGCAAAGGUUCAUGGAUCUCACCACGUUCCUCAACAUGCUGUGGUCUGCUCCUCUGCAAAUUAUGCUGGCGCUGUUUUUCCUCUGGCAGAACCUUGGUCCAUCUGUGCUCGCUGGAGUGGCUGUCAUGGUCAUGCUGAUCCCCAUUAAUGCCUUCAUUGCCAUGAAGACACGAGCCUAUCAGGUGGAGCAGAUGCAGCACAAGGACGCUCGUAUCAAGCUAAUGAAUGAGAUCCUUAACGGCAUCAAAGUCCUCAAGCUGUACGCCUGGGAGAACUCCUUCAAAGAUAAGGUUCUGGCCAUUCGGCAGAAAGAACUUGACGUCCUUCGAAAGACAGCCUACCUGGGAGCGCUCUCCACAAUGGCCUGGACCAGUGCCCCUUUCCUUGUUGCCUUGACGACCUUUGCUGUGUAUGUCACUGUGGAUGAGAACAAUGUGCUGGAUGCAGAGAAGGCCUUUGUGUCACUUUCACUUUUCAACAUCCUUAGAUUUCCUCUGAACAUGCUGCCCCAAGUGAUCAGCGGCCUCGUCCAGGCCAGCGUCUCACUCAAGCGAAUCCAAAAUUUCCUGAGUAAUGAUGAGUUGGACCCAAGCUCAGUGGACAGAAAGAACACCAGCUCCGAGUUUGCAGUCUCAGUAAUCAGUGGGAAAUUCACGUGGGCCAAAGAAGAUCAACCAGUUCUGAACAACAUCAAUGUGAUGGUGCCGCAGGGCUCCCUGGUGGCUGUCGUGGGCCAUGUAGGCUGUGGGAAGUCCUCCCUGAUCUCUGCAAUGCUGGGUGAUAUGGAGAAAGUGGAAGGGGAAGUUUCUGUCCGGGGGUCAGUGGCUUACGUUCCCCAGCAGGCCUGGAUACAAAAUGCCACCCUGCGGGACAACAUUCUUUUCGGACGGAGCUUCAAGGAGCAUAAAUACCGCCGUGUGCUGGAUGCCUGUGCCUUAACACCAGAUCUAGAAGUGCUGCCCGGGGGAGACAUGACAGAGAUCGGAGAGAAGGGCAUUAACCUCUCCGGCGGUCAGAGACAGAGGGUGAGUUUGGCUCGAGCUCUGUACAGUCAGGCAGAUGUCUACCUGCUGGAUGACCCGCUCUCUGCAGUGGACGCCCAUGUGUCCAAACACAUCUUUGACAACCUUAUCGGUCCUGAGGGUGUUUUGAAAGGCAAGACUCGCAUCCUGGUGACUCACGGCAUCAGCUUCCUGCCUCAGGUGGACAAUAUAGUGGUGAUGGUAGAAGGCAGGGUCUCGGAGAUGGGCUCCUAUCAGGAACUGCUCAAACAGAAUGGAGCCUUCGCAGAGUUUCUCAGGAACUACGCUCUGGAAGACGUCAUAGAGGAGGACGAGGCCCUUGAUGAGUUAAUAGAAGAUGAGUUAUUCCCUGAUGACGUCCUUAGCAACCACCACACAGACAUGGUGGAUAAUGAACCCACUAUCAAUGAAGCCAAGAAAAGUUUUAUGAGACAAAUCAGCAUUCGGUCGGGAGACAGCGAGAUCUUCAGAUACCGCUCAGUCAGGAGGCACGGCUGCAGCCAGAGGAGGCAUCCAGAGCCUCAGGAGAAGAAGAAACCCCUGGAGGUGGAAAAACUCAUCCAGACAGAGACGGCAGAAACAGGACGGGUAAAAACCAAAGUGUUUCUGGAGUAUGCGAAGGCAGUAGGACUUGUGCUAUCGGUGAUCAUUUGCUUGCUGUACGGAUGCCAGAGUGCUGCUGCUAUCGGAGCGAACAUCUGGCUUAGCCAGUGGACCAACGACGCUUCGACAAAUCAGACCAAGGAAAAUGUUGACAUGAGGGUGGGGGUGUACGCAGCACUGGGCAUUGCACAAGGUAUCCUGGUCAUGAUCUCUUCCUUCACUCUAGCCAUGGGGAACAUCGGUGCAGCCAAAAAGCUGCACUUUAACGUUCUCAUCAACAAACUUCACACACCCCAGUCUUUCUUUGACACCACACCCAUAGGACGCAUCAUCAACCGCUUCUCCAAAGACAUCUACGUGAUAGACGAGGCGCUGCCGUCCACUGUGCUCAUGUUCCUCGGCACCUUCUUCGUUUCCCUUUCCACCAUUAUUGUUAUCAUUAGCAGCACGCCCAUUUUUACUGUUGCCAUUGCACCCUUGGCUUUCAUUUACGUCUUUGUCCAGAGAUUUUACGUUGCCACGUCGCGGCAGCUUAAGCGCCUGGAGUCGGUCAGCCGCUCUCCAAUAUACUCCCAUUUCUCUGAGACCAUCACUGGCUCUAGCGUAAUCCGAGCCUACGGCAGACACACUGCCUUUGUUCUAAUGAAUGAUAUAAAAGUGGAUGAGAACCAAAAGAGUUACUACCCUGGUAUAGUGUCCAACAGGUGGCUCGGAGUACGUAUCGAGUUCAUCGGGAACUGCAUCGUGUUGUUUGCUGCUCUCUUUGCUGUGACGGGAAAAGACAGUCUGAACCCUGGCCUUGUGGGUCUGUCGGUGUCAUACGCUCUUCAGGUGACCAUGUCUCUGAACUGGAUGGUCCGGAUGACUUCAGACCUGGAGAACAACAUAGUAGCGGUGGAGAGAGUGAAGGAAUACUCAGAAACCAAGACAGAGGCCCCAUGGGAGGUGGAGAACAAGAAGCCCCCUCCUGAAUGGCCCAUGGAGGGGAACGUGGAGUUCAAGGAGUACAGCGUUCGCUACCGCGAGGGUCUGGAUCUCGUCCUGAAGAACAUCACGCUGAGCGUCAAGGGAGGAGAGAAGAUCGGUAUCGUGGGUCGCACAGGAGCUGGGAAGUCUUCCAUGACCCUUUGCCUCUUCAGACUACUGGAAGCUGCUGGAGGGGAGAUCACCAUUGACGGUGUGAAGAUAUCAGAGAUAGGCCUGCAUGACCUGAGGUCCAAACUCACCAUCAUUCCUCAGGAGCCCGUGCUCUUCUCUGGAACGUUGCGGAUGAACCUGGACCCGUUUGAGAAGUACAUUGAUGAAGAGGUGUGGAAAGCCCUGGAACACUCUCACCUUCACAGGUUUGUCACUAACCAGCCGGCAAAACUGGAGAUGGAGUGUUCGGAGGGAGGAGAGAACCUCAGUGUGGGCCAGAGGCAGCUGGUGUGUUUGGCUCGGGCUCUCCUGAGAAAGACCAGGAUCCUCAUCCUGGAUGAAGCUACAGCUGCUAUCGACCUGGAGACAGAUGAUCUCAUCCAGUCCACCAUCAGAACUCAAUUUGAAGACUGUACCGUCUUCACCAUCGCACACAGACUCAACACUAUUAUGGACUACACAAGGGUGCUGGUGUUGGACAAGGGACAGAUAGCAGAGUUUGAUACUCCCACAAACCUUAUAUCAAAAAGAGGAAUCUUCUACGGCAUGGCUAAAGAUGCAGGACUGGCACAGUAGAAGUGCCUCUUUGUUCCGACGUUGAGAAUCAGCUUAGCUCACCACAGCCCAACUCUAGGCUUUAAACCUGGGAGCCGAGCUGUGCAUCACUUCUUAUGUGGACUUACUACAUGCUAUGAUUAUCUUUGUUUUUAGGGGCACUUUCUGCUCAUUUUGAAUGAAGCCUGAACUCUUUUGCAGACUUGGGUCAAAUAGCACUUGGAAGAAGUUCUAGUUCUCGUCAAAACAGGUCAGGUCUAUUUAUGAACUGUAAACCUUCAGCCACCCUUACAACAAUCCAUCUGUCAUAUGAAUAGGAAACAAAAAGCCAUACAUGCAGAUGCUACUUGACUCAAGCCUGCUCCUUUGUGCCUUCUGCCAGUGGGAUAAGAAAGCCAGUGAAUGUAUCAUAUUUUAACUCGGCUGACUGUUGCAAGUCAACUAAAAAGGAGGAACUUUUAUUUUACUAUUCAAAGAAGACUGUGCCACUGUACCUUCCUCAUGAGAGUCAAAAAACGUACACUUUUGUGAUAAAACCCCUGUUAUUUUUUUACUGUACGUUUAUUUAAGAUACUUUUGAGAGAUUUGUAUUGUGUAGGGAUGUUUGCUCAAUUAAAUGUGUGAUUAUUCUGUGAACCAAAUCUAUAAAAACUUGAAUUCUGUACCACCAAAAUAGUAAAACAUUUUUAUGCGUUUAUUUAAAAAAAACAAUUCAAGGUCAA
Molecule: messenger RNA, 5631 nt
Organism: Girardinichthys multiradiatus
Lineage: Eukaryota; Metazoa; Chordata; Actinopteri; Cyprinodontiformes; Goodeidae
Gene: abcc3
Product: ATP-binding cassette, sub-family C (CFTR/MRP), member 3
Exons: 31
Coding region: 293-4930 (1545 amino acids)
Biological process (GO): transmembrane transport
Cellular component (GO): membrane
Molecular function (GO): ATP hydrolysis activity; ATP binding; ABC-type transporter activity
Source: RefSeq, a predicted model, not a curated record